This is a messenger RNA of Xyrichtys novacula (pearly razorfish), 6219 nucleotides long. The record is from the annotation of a GenBank genome assembly. NCBI's taxonomy places the organism in Eukaryota, Metazoa, Chordata, Actinopteri, Labriformes, Labridae.
CUUUGGUUGCUAUCAGAUGACGUAAAGUGAGGCGAUGUGUUUUUCUGUCGUUGGUGACAAAAAGGGAACUCUUGACACUAGAAACGCCUUGUCAUGUUUUACCUCGGUCCACAGUGUGGCUAAAAAAUCAUUACUCAGCAGCGCGCGUGCAGGCACUUUGGCACUUUGUCCUCUCGCGGCGCCUGUCUCGAGAGUGACCGGAUGCUGUUGUUUGAGAGAAGCAGCUCGCUGCCGUGUCGCGCUCGCGCUUCUCGUCUCGCUGCGGUCGUGUCCCUCACUUUUGACUUGCACCUUUGUUUGUGUAAUAAUGGCCAUUAAUAAAACUUACAUUAGUAUCGGCUAUGCCUCUUUCGGUAUGCUCAUGGGAUUUUCUGCUUUCCUGGUGUGGAACAUCGUGUUCAACCAGCCGUGGACUGGAGCCAUGGGAGGACUGUCAGGUAAAGUAAACAUGUCAGGAUCUUUGGGGGUUUCUGCUGUAAAUAAAGGCAACGUGUGCUCUGUCAUGUUUAAGCUGGUAUUAGACAUGAGCUUAAAGACUAGUGAUCAUUUUCUUAAAGGCUGAAGACUUGGAGAUGAGUUUAUUCCUGCUCGUAAGGGCAGAAAUAGUUAUUCAUCAACAGUGUUUACCAGACAUGAUCACGUCUAGACUGAACUGUGCACACGGGUUCAUCUUCGACCCAACACGAUCACUGAGGGGAAAAGUUUUUCGUGUCUGCUCAUGACAGUAGAGAGACAGAAAAACACGUUUCACUUAUUAAAUAAAGACUUUAACAAUCAAUAACAAAGUCUCUUUAGAGUACACAGAUACUAAAAAAAGUGCACGCAAUAGGGGAGAGUGGGGUAAAUUAAGCCACCCCCUGUUGCUUGGAAAUGAUGAAAGAAAUUGAUCAUGUGACCAAAUAUUUAGGAGAUGGGCAUCAAUUCAUGGAGUCUGUGAAGGUUAAAAGCACAUAGGUGAAGGGGUUAGACAUUUGUUUCCAAAAAAAUAAAUAAAUACUCUUGAAAGUGAAUUUAGUCUGUCCUAAGUUUUAUUAGAAUUGUGUUCAGACCAAAAAAAAAGAUCAUUUUAAAUUUGUUUUAUACAGCAAUUGUUGUAUCUAUGAGCUACAACAUGAGGUCAAAAAUCUAGCAUAAAAGUCCACACAUUUUAGCUUAGAGGACUAAUAAAGUCAUAAUUGUAGUUCUGGGGUUAGUUGAGCCAGUGGUUCAACUGAGAAAGUAAAGGAGUCUGAUGCAAGGACCAGAGUUUCAUUUCAGAUCGUUGAAAUGUGUUACUUUUUCUUUUCAAAAUACAGCUGUGAAUGUUCUGAAUCACUUACAGGCAUUCUCAUGUUAAAAUGAUUUUUAGUUAUUUAUGUAGAAGGUGAGGGAGGGCUGAGGUGGAGAGUGUGGGGGGUGGGGGGUAGUAGGGAUACGGCUCAACUUACCCCGCUCCUAUGGUCAACUUACCCCAUACACGGGGUAAGUUGACCAUAGGAGACCACUUUUUUUGGCAUGCUAUAUAUUAUCAAGACAGUUAUGUUUACACUCAUUCUGUUGGUUUGCAGGGAUGGACAACAUUUUGAAAUAUAUGCAGAUACAUGAGUUAGAUUGCCUUGAUGUAGUGAUCUGAAAUAUGAAAAAUGGCUCAUCUUACCCCACUCUCCCCUACGUUUUACAGGACAUCAAGUGUUGUACACAUGUUAAUCAAUUGUUAAGAACUAAUUUAUGUUUAGCAUGUCUUUUCAGGCAUGUUUUGGUUAACUCAUAUAGUUAAUAAUUUUAUGUCCCUCCUAGUUAGCUUUGCCAAAAUUGAACAUAAAGCAGACACCAAACACAAAAUGCAAAAGGGACAUUGAUGUGGAGAAAAUAAUGCCUCAGUAAGAAGAGAAAGGCUAGCUCUUAGCACAGUUAUGUAAUACAGUUAGUGUUGUUUCCAUGGAGCUCACCUUUGAACUAUGUGAAAGGUUUGCUGAUUGACAUCAAUAAAUUCUACGCUCAUUUCCUCAGGAUGUUCUGCAAUCAGUUUUAUUGGUAUAAUGUAAUGUAUAUGUUACCAAAAGUUUUACCAAUCUUUAAAGAGGAAGAAAUGGUCAUGAGGUGCUUUGUCAUAUAUUUUUUACACAAUGAAAUAAAGUGAUGAGCCAAAUGAAGUUAACCCCAUCCCUGACAAACUGGCAUCAAUAGGCAAUAUAAGGAAAUAUGAGUGUUGAGGAAACUUCUGAAAUCUUUUUCAUGAAUUGAAGAAAAAGGAGCAGUAGCAGCAGUUUCUAGUCAUGAUCCCUGGUUGAUAGAAAGUUGGUUGAAAAAGCAAAAGGACAUUAAUAGAGAAGUGAGAAUCGCUGACUCAGCUGUUACCAUUUUGCUGUGUCACAAUUUGCUUCCAUUGAAGUUCAUGGUCAUCAGCUCUUAGUCAGCAGCUGUUACAUGUGAGUUGUCUUUAAAGGUCUUGCCCAACUUUGCAUGAUGGUCAUUUUUGGUCUGAUCCAGUCCCUUACUUUUGUUAAGCAUUCAUCCAUAGAGAAGUAUUUCAAAUGUCCUCUAAGCUUUGGAGGUUUUGUUUUCUUCCAUUGUCUCAAAAUAGCUUCACAAGCUGUAAUAACAUCGACAAUAAACCAGAAAAACACUUUUAUCCCUUGGAGCAUUCAAGCUGUUUCUAUAAAUGCACCACAAUGCAGUACUAAUCUGGCACUAACAAAGAUGAAAGAGUUCAAAAAUAUUUGUUUUCACAGUUAUGAUGUAAAAGCAGCCUCUCUGUGUAAUAAAAGAUUUUGUAAGGAAGGAAGUAUGAAGUUAUCUUUUUCAAACUGUUGGUUGAAAAAUUAAAUCACUUUCUGUAGAGAAUAGAUUUCUGAAAACUAACUUUUGGAGUGCUUUUGUCCUUCAGGUGUGCUGGCACUGUGGACCCUGAUCACCCACAUUAUGUACCUGCAAGACUACUGGAGGACCUGGCUGAAGGGCCUCAAGUUCUUCCUCUGCAUCGGGGUGUUCUUCUCUGUCCUGGCUAUAGUGGCCUUCAUCACUUUCCUGUCUGUUGCAAUCCACAACAAGGAGUGUAAGUUCUUCUGACAUAUGAUUGACUUUAUUUUACCCAAUGUGUUUUUGAACUGUGGUGCACUAUACUUAGACCAGUUUCUUUAUGUUAUCACUCUGAGCACACAAACCUCUAGACCCUGGCCGCCCACAUGUCAGCACCUCAGUUGUACUGCCCCCAUCAAAUAAGUCUGGGUACAUCCCUGCUGGGACCUGAGUGCUGUCAGGCUUUUAAGCUUGGUCAACAACUGAUCUGAUUAUUCUGAAAGAUUCAAGAUUCAAGAUUUGUUUAUUAGUCAUGUGCAUGUCAAACAAGGUCAACAAGGCAAUGAAAUACUCUGGAUAAGAGGACCGCUCGACUCAGAGGAGUACAGAUAAAACAAACAAUAAGUACUGAAGGAAUACGAUAAAAUAAGGAUAGGAAAAAAUGUUCAAGACGAAUAAAAGUAUAAGAAAUAUUUAAAAAGUGUGAGAAAUAUUUAAAAGUGUAAAGGAGAUAUUUACAAAGUGAACACGUAAUGCAGUAGGUGCUGAGUGUGAAUGUAUAAAAUGGAGGAUAAGUCGGUGGGAUGAAUGAAGUAUGAAAAUUACCAUAUUGCGCAUGAUAAAUAAGAUGCUUAACUUUAGAUUCUGUCCUGAAAAGGCAGUAAAAAGCUAACAUUUUAAUAUGUGUCUUACUGAAUAAACUGCAUGAUCAUUGUGUCGAUUGCUGUUUCGGUCUCUCACAAGUCAGUCGGGAUGAAAUUUUGAGGAAAUGAAACCACACUGAAUGAAGGACAGAGGGAUCCUUAAUAAUGCAGAUUAGAUAUGGAAUCAAACAUUUUAAUCACAACAACCAAAUCAUACGUUUUUUGUUUGCCAUACACAGCAUAAUAAAAGCAUAAAGGCCUACAUAUAACAUGGACCUACAGUAAAAUAAUAAGAUAGCUAAUAACCCCACUAUAUGUCUAUAAACAAUGGUGGUUUAAAUAGUAUUUACAGGAAUCUCCCUUCCUCUCUUCUCCCCUCUCAGUUCAGUAGGUUGAUGCUGACAUACUGCCUCAUUGUGCAUGAUCAUGUUUCUUAUUAAAUGUAUUUAUUUAAAAAAGUAGCUAAAUUUAAUACAGUGGGUCAGUGUUUUAGUGUGGUUUUGCUGGUUAUUGUAGGUUCAACAAGUAAGGUUAUUCAGACCUUAUGCAUGAUGGUUAUUAUGUGGGCACAUUAUACAAAGGCUGUUUCAUAGAUUUAAAUGAAGGCUCAAGGCAAAUAAUUUGCCUCAAGGCUUUUUUUAGUAAUCAAGUAACUCAAUUUAUUCAAGGAACCAUUUCACCCUUAGCUGCUUGACCAAUCAGAAGUUGUAUCGUGAUCAGCUGACCUGAAAAGGUCCAAUCAAUUCCCUUUCUAAGUAGAGCAGUGAAAAUAAUACAACUUGGAAUAAAAUUUGUGUUGUCAACACCAAAAACCUGUAUAAGCCCACGUUUGUCCACACAGGUCAGUCAAUAGGUAAUUAUAAAGAGAACAAUAAACGCAUUAAUCAAUAAGCAGAAUAGAUAAUGGCAUUAGUAUCAUUAAAAUCUUAUCAAUUACCAUCCCUACCCCUAACCAUCGUUGCCCCCUCUUCAUGAAUCUGCUCACAAGCCUUCAGAACCACUGAUCUAACUAAAGAGCACCUCUGGACUUUAUUGAUCUUAAUGCAUCUUGGCUGGGCUCUUUUUGUGUUUUUACCCCCAGAUGGGAUGUUAAAGGAAUGUUUACCAGUUUAGUUCAGUGUUAUUAGAAUUGUGUUUCACAAUUAAAACUACCAUCUUAAGAGAAAAAAAAGGUCUCACUUUUUCAUUUUGUGUUCUUUAUAUAUUUUUUUUUGUUUGGCUAAAAUUGCUACACCAGGCAUAUAAAAAGAAUAUAUGUCAUAAAAAAUGUUUAACUUUAACUGUUCAUCAAUGCCUCUGUGCUGUGUUUUGUUUCUCUCUCACAGCUCUGACCAACCCCAGUAGCCUCUACUUGUCGUGUGUGUGGAGCUUCAUGAGCCUCAAGUGGUCGUUCCUACUCUCUUUGAGUGCCCAUCGCUACCGUAAAGAGUUUGCAGAUAUUAGCAUCCUCAGUGACUUUUAAAAACACAGCAGUCCGGCAUCAUGUAAGUAAAGAGACUCUGUGGUAAACUUGCUGUCCUGGUCACCCAGCAAGAAGUGAUAUUGGACGUUUUAAGAGGAAUCAAAGGAGAUUUUAAAUUACUUAAUGUUGUGGAUGAGCACCCUGAUCCUUGGCCAAACCUCUCCCAAAUCCUCUCACAUUUUUAUUAUGUGUGCCGGGUUUGUUGUUGACUGUGCCUCUUGACACACAGUCCUGUUUUAUAUGAUCCCUGCUUGAUUUCAUAUUUUCACUACCACAGCAACCUGCUUAGUCAUGCAUCUCCACAAUUUCCUCAUGACAAACUCCAUCACUGUUAUUAACAAUGACUCAGUGGAGGGAACUCCUACAUAACAACACUCCCUUGUGGUAAUUAUCAGCUGCAGUUUCAUGUUGCAGCCACUAGUGGGUGCAAUCAUCCCAGCAAUAAAACACCAUAAUUUUUCUCUUCAACACUGAAACUACAUCUAAAUAUUCUUUUUUUCCCCUUCUUCUUCUUUUUGUUCUUUACAAUUUAUUUUAAAGAUCUAGACACCUUUUUUUCUACCACAUGUUGCACUGGUCACAAAGAAACAAUGCUACGAUAAAUAACAGCCUUUUAUCAUUGAUGGCACGUGUAAGGGUUUUGGGAAGAAGCCGCUCACUAACAUUCUUCAGCAUCAACACAUAUGCUCCUCAUAUGCAGCUACGAGUAAGCACCUGGUUCAAUGUAUCUCUUUACCAUAAAAAAGCAUUAUAAUAGUACAAAGAAUGAUUUUUGUAAUGUUUUCCUAUGUGUGACUUGAAAUACAAAUGGAAGUGUGGAAUUAGGCCUUCUUUAUGGCUUCAAUUCACAAUGGUAGGAACGCCACUAAUGUGUGUGCAUGUUGCUUUUGAUUAUAUUCCCUUUACAUGGAUCAUUUAUGAUAGUUAAGUUGUUGCUUAAUGAGAUUAUUUUGUCAUAUUUCCUUUGAAUGUUCAUCUCUGUACAGCCUUGUGUCAAAAAUUAAGAAAGAGCAUUGUGUAUUCACUUGUGUAAUCUGAUUGAAUGUAAGAGUGCGUGUUUGUAUAAGAGUGAGUGUGAGUAUCACCUCAAUAAAUAUGUUUUUAAACAUCUUAUUU